Messenger RNA from Hyposmocoma kahamanoa, 1442 nucleotides. RefSeq lists its product as uncharacterized. The record is from RefSeq and is a predicted model, not a curated record. The coding region runs from base 163 to 1227 and encodes 354 amino acids. The transcript is spliced from 8 exons. NCBI's taxonomy places the organism in Eukaryota, Metazoa, Arthropoda, Insecta, Lepidoptera, Cosmopterigidae.
UUUGGGCGGGGGAGGUUCGACCGAGCGACGGCCGCCCUACAUCGCGCAGUGCGCGCCCGCCCCGGUCCGACACUCGACGUCGGCUCGUCAACGAAACAACACAACCACUAUUAUUAUACGAUCUAUAUUUUAAUCGAAACGAGCACGACAUAAACUGCCAAAAUGUUUAAAAAUCAUUUAGAAAUGAUUGGCAGAAAUGAGACGCCAUCGAAGAAAGCCAGAUUUUGGCAAUCCUUUGUGCGAUCUCUAAAAGGAUCGGAAGAUAUCAGGGCAGACGAGAGGUACAGGCCCACCCGUCGCAGCGUGUUCCCGGAGCUGUCGUCCACAUACCCGUACACCAAGUCGAUCUUUGACGACCCUAUUCACGCAGCGGAGAGGAUCACAGUCCCAGGCUACCGUUACUUGCCAGUGCACCGCGAAGUAUACGGCUACUCCCCACGCCCCAUCUACGCCCACAACUACCCCUCGUCUCUGGAUCGGUACAGGCCAAUCUACCAUGUGCCAAGGCGCCUUCGACGAGGCGUCGAUCCAUUCGACGCGCAUAAGGCGUGGCAAGACCAUCUCGACAGGCUAGCUGCUAUUGACAGGCUGUAUCCAUCACGUUAUGGCUUGUACCUGAAAGACCGCGCGUACCCCAUCACCGACUUAAGCACACCCGCCGCUCCUCUCGCUCACCUCGCCCCUCUCUCUUCUUUCGAGCCUAGGAGCCUUAAAGGCAUCGAAUAUGAGCCCGACAACAAGCCUCACUGGGGAACAGCAGCGUGGCCGCAGAAGAUAUCGGACGCGAUGAAAAAGGAUCCCUUUUUCGCUGAAGCCGAAAAAUGGGCUGACUUUGAUCGGUCGCUCCGAGGGAUGUCCCCAACGCCUGUGAAGCCAAGAAUAAGUCCUCCGCGCGACUGCGAGGUCGCUUAUGAUGCCGACGGUCUGCCGCUGUACAACGCCGCUGGCCGUCCGUGGCGCAGACCGUGGGCUGACAUUUUCAACCCAAGCUCCUCUCUACCAAUUUCGGCGAUCACACGGGACCCCUUCUGGUACGACUGGCCUGAGCUGAAGCCCCUCGCUCGAUGGGACCGAAGCCCCUCCUACAUCCGUGAUUCGUACCUGUCGCCCGUGAAACGCACCUUCCUCUGGGACAAGCAUCCGCUCAGGCCCUUAGAUUUAAUGAUAGCGGACGCCUUCACCGUGGAUGAUCUAAGCAAGACAUUACCGUUCAUGCGUAGUCUAUAAAACGCAAUUUAUCAGCUGCAGCUUUCUAAGGGCGAGCAUCGAUUGCACGUAUUUUAAGUUAUUAUGUACAACUUUAUACUUAAUUUAUUACAAAAAUGUUACAUCUAAGACUAUGUUACUAAAAUUUCGGUAAAAUUUUAGUCAAAACGAUCGACGUUGGAGUUUAUUGUCAAGAUCUCAAAGACUGCAAAUAACAUAGUCACUGCCGAUAACGU